AAGGAAGCACAUGUGGAAAGGAAAGCAGAAGUCUGGCAACAAGCUGGAGGCUGCAGAUGUGGAAGGUGCACAGGAAGCAAUCAACAGGACUCCAAGAAGACCAAAGGUAUGUGACCCUGUUCCUGGGCUGGAGGCAGAUUCUGAGCACACAGCUGGAUAUUGUAUAAACUUCUUGUAACAGCUUCUCUGAGGAAGAUCAGUGAGUCUGUUGGGACCAAGAAGUGAGGAAAAGCCAUCAAGCCUUACAGCAAAGAUAUCUGUACACUGCUUACCUGUACCCUAACAAAAAAGAGGAAUGGCCUGUAACAGAAACUGUGGGCUCAUCACUGGGGCCAUCAUUGGUGGCGUGCUGGCUAUCUUCGGAGGAGUUCUAAUACCAGUUGGAAAUAAUCUUAUAGGCAAAGCAGUACAAAAGGACGCUGUCAUUGUCAAUGGUACCACUGCAUUUCAAAAUUGGCUUGUGCCAGGAAGCUCCGUUUACAGGGAAUUUUGGAUUUUCCAUGUGUUAAAUCCUUCAGAGGUUAUGGACGAGGGGGCUCAACCAAAAUUUGAACAACGAGGACCUUACACAUACAGGGUGCGAUAUUUACCCAAAGAAAAUGUCACAGAAGGUGAGAAUGGCACAAUAUCCUACAUGUUGCCUAACGCUGCUAGUUUUGAACCUAAUAUGUCUAUUGGGACAGAAAAUGACACAGUGACCGUCCUCAACCUCGCUGUUGUAGCUGUACCUGCUGUGUUCCCAAGCGGUUUAAUGCAAUCAAUAAUAAACACUUGGGUUAAAUCUUCCAACUCAGCCAUUCUUCAGAACAGAACAGUCAAAGAAAUACUGUGGGGAUACACAGAUCCCUUCCUAGACAAGGUCCCAUUCCCCACUGUGAACCCAGUUGUGGGAGUCUUCUACCCGUAUAAUGGGACAAGCGAUGGGCCUUACACUGUGUAUACUGGGACAGAAGAUAUUACACAAACAGCAGUAAUUCAAAGCUAUAAAAAUAAAAGGACUCUUUCUUACUGGAAAGGUCACUGUGAUAUGGUUAAUGGCACAGAUGGAGCAUCCUUCCCACCAUUUGUUAAGAAGCAUCAGGUGCUACGCUUCUUCUCCUCCGAUAUUUGCAGAUCAAUCUAUGGAGUUUUCUAUGGCAAGCAGGUUGUGAAGGGAAUCACGCUCUAUCGCUUUGUGGUUCCUCGUGAAGCAUUCGCAUCGCCAGCUGAAGUCGAAGACAAUUACUGCUUCUGUACAGAUACAACAAUAUCAGAGAACUGCACGUUAGCUGGAGUCCUGGACAUCAGUGCCUGCAAAGCAAAAAGACCGGUGUAUAUCUCUCUUCCUCAUUUUCUUCAUGCGAGUGAAUCUAUACUGAAUAACGUGGAAGGCCUGAGUCCAAAUGAAAAGGAGCAUGAGACAUAUCUAGACAUAGAGCCUGUGACUGGUUUUACACUACGAUUUGCAAAAAGGCUGCAAGUAAACCUCCUUGUGCAACAUUCAAAAUACAUUGAGCCUUUAAAAAAAGUUAAAAAAUCCUAUGUGUUCCCUCUUCUUUGGCUAAAUGAGUCUGCUGUUAUUGGGGAUGAGAAGGCAGAAAUGUUCAGAACCAAAAUCUCCAGUCGGCUCGAGCUGCUGAACAUGCUGCAGAUGGGAUUGUUAAUCGGAGGCUGUGUCAUGUUCCUGGCCUUCAUUGGGUCCUACUUCAUAUGCAGGUCACAGAAAUUGAAAUAAGUGAAAAGACUUCAGAGGCAGACAAUGUUUAAUUGAAAUUUCAGCUAAGCAGCUUGUUAAAAUUCAGAGACAAAAGGUAUGAUUCAAGGCACAGUCAAUCCAUGUGCUGUGGAACUCAACAUGUUUUUCCAUUUUGAGAAGACCAGCUUACUAACCCAACUAAGCUGGUGUUUUUCAAGAUCCACACUUCUGACAUCUCUAAAGAGGCCGCUGUGGAAACUACGCUAUCAAAAGACUUUAUUUGAAACUUGUUAUACAUUUUAAAUUGCAUUCAAGCAGACUGAAGUUGAGGUGCAGUUGGAUUUUAGUCCACCUUCUGCCAUUUAUGCAACUUGCUACUCAUUUUCUUCUGGAUUUGCAAGAAAAAUGAAAGCUGCUUGCUGAUGCUCGUCUCUGAGCACAGGCUGGGAAUGACAACAAUUUGGAACUCAUGCUGUGCUCUAGAUGCUCUUAUUGCAAUACUUCUCUCUGUUCCUUCAAGGAAUGGAAGCUGCUGCAAUAGAACUGCUCUCUGUCCUCUAUUCAGGGAUGUGAAUUGCAUUGAAUGUGAAGUUUAUUAUAUAAAGUUACUAACUGUAAUAUAUGAAGUUUAUAAAAGACUUACUAAAAUAUGUGGUUCAUACAUUUUAUAUUUUUAUAUGGAGAUGGCUCAUAGAUAGACCACAGUCAUCCACAUGUUGAUGGAGCUCGUUGACAUUUGGCUCCACAGCUUUUUAUUAAUCAGAACCACUCCCUAACUCCCAACCUGCUCCACUGCUCUUCCUGUUGCCUCCUGUGAGCUUUUUUUUCUGGCUCUUGUUUGAACACCAGCCUCUGCUCUGCCCUAAGCCCACUUGGCCCAAGGCCUCCCUUGGAGAAUGAUCUAAUAUGUAACCUGACAGGACAAGAGAAAAUAUUCCAAAAUGCUUCAGAGACAGGAAAGACCAAGAUAAUGAUUUUGAUCAAACAUCAGAGAAUUCCACUUGCUAUAGAAGCACAUAAAUGAAAAGAGGUAGCCCAAAUUACUUACUGAUAAACCAUCUGCCACAAGGAAAUUUGUGCAACCAUUUGUUUAAUGAGGUCCAUCAGCCUGUAGCAAACACUGACAUCUCCAUAAAUAGUUGAGUUUAUCAUUUGAUCUGAAUGCUGUAUUUUAUUCUAGAGUAAAUGGGGCAAAUAGUGUUGCAGGGUCUCUUAUUUUUCCAUGGAUUCAAUAAAUUCAGAACAAGAGCCUAAGUUCAGUAUUUUCUAAGAUUUCUUUUUAGAUCUUUUAUUCCCUUAUUUAAGAGCUGCAAAGAAAAAGGGAAAUCAAACAUGGCCAGCCUGUUUGUAAACAAUACUAUAAUGGACUUUAAACCAGAAAGGUUUAUCUUGCUAAUAAAGGACAAUGUCUCUGCCUGGGUAUCUUUAGCAAGAUGUUCUUACCUUUGGAAAUAAAGGGAAAAUCCAACUGACUAUAA
This is a messenger RNA of Sturnus vulgaris (Common starling), 3153 nucleotides long. Lineage: Eukaryota; Metazoa; Chordata; Aves; Passeriformes; Sturnidae. The record is from RefSeq and is a predicted model, not a curated record.